AUGUUCGAAAAUGGUAUACGUGGGGGAUUGGUGCAGGCGAGCAAGCGAUAUGCGAUGGCGAACAAUGUAAAGACUCCGGGGUAUGACGAAAUUAAGGAGAAAUCGUGGAUCAUAUAUCAGGACUGUAACAACUUGUACGGGUGGGCAAUGUCUCAGUACAUGCCGUACGGUGGGUUCAACUGGGUUGAACCUAAAUUGAAUGGGUUGAACGAUUUAGACGACACUUCACCCAUAGGACGAGUGUAUGAGGUGGACGUGUCGUAUCCAAGACACUUGCAUAACGGACAUAACGACCUGCCUUUCCUGCCGCAAAACAGCGUGCCUCGAGGCUCGAAGGUUAGGAAGUUGAUGGCGACAUUUGAGAAAAAGGAGAAUUACAUCGUACAUUAUAGGAACCUACAGCAGGCCAUUAAGAAUGGUUUGAUAGUUGAAAAAGUACAUAGAGUGAUACAGUUUAACCAGUCAGAUUGGGAAGAUGAACCAGAGGAUGAUUGGCCGGAAUUAGAUUUUAUGGGGGGGAAAGAAGGGUGGAACUGGAACGAGGAAGAGAAAGGCUUAAUGAGAGACCUUCUACAGUGCCUAACCUAA
Molecule: messenger RNA, 588 nt
Organism: Macrosiphum euphorbiae (potato aphid)
Lineage: Eukaryota; Metazoa; Arthropoda; Insecta; Hemiptera; Aphididae
Source: the annotation of a GenBank genome assembly